CAAUUUUGUAUGUGUGGCAACGUGGUUGGUUGUAGUUGUGACUAAUAUAACCUAAAUUUAUUUUCUUUAUGUCUGGUACACUUUCCCUUAUUAAUAAAUUACACUUGAAUGUCGGAAAGUGAUACUGACUUUGAAUUGUCUACUGAAAGUACGAGACUGAUGGACGGUCACGUUGCAACGAGCGGUGGCGGAGGUGAUUGCAAUGGAACUGUUGACAAUUCUCGAAAGCGCAAAUCAAAACAACCUUACACUGAUGGUGAAGGAUACAAUGUAAAUGCUGCAGUACCUGAUGUUCAAAUAGCGGGGCAUUCAGCGCAUCAGAAUGAGGGAGGUGCCUCACAGGCAAAUCGAGAGUGGCGUGAUGAUGAGGAGGAACUUAAGUAUGGUGCCAAACACGUUAUAAAGCUGUUUGCACCAGUUUCGCUGUGUAUGCUGGUGGUCGUGGCGACUAUCAGCAAUGUGAAUUUUUAUUCAGUGAAAGAUGUCUUUCUUGUGUAUACCCCAUUCCAUGAAAAAAGUCCAGACGUUAGCACCAAAGUAUGGAAUGCAGUGGCUAAUUCGUUAAUUUUAAUGGCAGUCAUAGUUGUUAUGACAAUAUUGUUAAUUGUGUUGUAUAAGUACCGCUGCUAUAAGAUUAUACAUGGUUGGUUAAUAGUUUCGUCCCUUAUGCUGCUAUCAAUUUUCUCCUAUUUAUAUCUGGAGGAAGUACUACGGGCGUACGACAUACCAAUGGAUUAUCCAACACUUUUGUUAUUAAUGUGGAAUUUUGGUGUUGUGGGGAUGGUGUGCAUACACUGGCAAGGUCCACUGCUAUUACAGCAGGCUUAUCUGAUUUUUGUGGCAGCUUUAAUGGCUUUAGUAUUUAUAAAGUAUAUGCCCGAGUGGACAACCUGGGCGGUACUUGCGGUUAUUUCAAUUUGGGAUCUUAUUGCCGUUUUAAUGCCGAGAGGACCUUUGCGAAUUCUUGUAGAAACUGCACAAGAAAGAAAUGAACAAAUUUUCCCUGCUCUUAUCUAUUCAUCGACUUACAUGUAUACUUAUGUUGCAACUGCAAGUGACACUGAAGUAGACGCCCCCAGUUCUAUGCAGACAGCCACUAAUUCAACUGAAACUGACAACGGAUUCACUGAAGAGUGGGUGCAAACACACGCAUCACGUGCAGAUUCGCGACAAGUCGAUGUACCUCAAGCAGCCAAUACUUCUACCGUACAAACGGUCGCCACUGCAGUGGAGGAAGAACGUGGAGUCAAGCUUGGUCUAGGCGACUUCAUUUUCUAUAGUGUGCUGGUAGGAAAAGCUUCUUCCUAUGGCGAUUGGAACACAACAUUAGCAUGCUUUGUAGCAAUUCUAAUUGGAUUGUGUUUAACUCUCCUACUUCUGGCCAUCUUUAAGAAAGCAUUGCCAGCUCUUCCAAUUUCGAUUACAUUUGGACUAAUCUUUUAUUUUGCCACAAAAGAAAUUGUCAGUCCGUUUGCUGAUGUUUUGGCGAUCGAACAAGUAUUCAUAUAACUUAUUUGUUUAUUUUAUUUUUAACUAAUAAAGUAAAGCUAAUAUUUAUUUACAA
Messenger RNA from Photinus pyralis (common eastern firefly), 1564 nucleotides. RefSeq names its product presenilin homolog. The transcript is spliced from 10 exons. The coding region runs from base 109 to 1509 and encodes 466 amino acids. Gene Ontology annotation, molecular function: aspartic endopeptidase activity, intramembrane cleaving. Lineage: Eukaryota; Metazoa; Arthropoda; Insecta; Coleoptera; Lampyridae. Gene Ontology annotation, cellular component: nucleus; Z disc; dendritic shaft. Gene Ontology annotation, biological process: negative regulation of apoptotic process; membrane protein ectodomain proteolysis; calcium ion transport. The record is from RefSeq and is a predicted model, not a curated record.